UGGACCGAACCCCGGCGUUGCUCCGAGGCAGCAGUCCUGGUCUGAGCCCAGAGAUGGUUCCCGUCCUCGCCCCGCUUCUCCUCGCCCUCCUGCUGCCCCGCCCGGCCGCCUCCACCGGCCUACAGCUCAGAGGUCAAAGGUCACCCAGGGACACCAAGCAGGACUCCAUCAAGGUGAUCAUCUCAGAAGGUUGGUCCUCUCAGGGAGAUUCUUCUGAUUCCAGCCACGCAGCGAAAGAACUCGACCUUUCACCCGGGUCUCCUCUGGUUCUCACACACAAGAUCAAGCUGGUCCCGUCCGGUCCGGGUUCUCUGUCUGGAUCUGGGACCGGUUCCGGGUCCUGCGGCUGUGAGGCCGAAUUCGCUGCCCUCCGAGAACGUGUGGAGAACCUGGAGAGGGAGGUGUCGGCGCUGAGAGCGAAGUGUGGAGAACCGGAAGGGAACUGCUGCACCUCCAGAGAGAGCAAAGGUGCUGGCUGCUCCAUCCAACCGGAUCAAACCGGUUGUGUGAACGAGUGCAGCGAUCAGGGCCGCUGCGUCGGCGGUCGCUGCGUCUGCUUCCCCGGCUUCACCGGGCCGGACUGCGGCAGGUCCGACUGUCCCGGGAACUGCAGCGACAGGGGGCGCUGCGCCGACGGCCGCUGUGUCUGCGACCCUGGAUUCACCGGGCCGGACUGCAGCGAGCCCGGCUGCCCCGCCGGCUGCGGCGGCAGGGGGCGCUGUGUGGACGGCAGGUGUGAGUGCGACGCCGGGUUCUCUGGUCCCGGCUGUUCGGACCAAUCCUGUCCCGGCGACUGCAGCAACAGGGGGCGCUGCGUCGGUGGCCGCUGCGUCUGCGACCCCGGAUUCGCCGGGCCCGACUGCUCGACCAAGGCGUGUCCCGGCGGCUGCAGCGACCGCGGCCGCUGCGUCGACGGUCGCUGCGUCUGCGACGACGGCUUCGCCGGGGCCGACUGUUCAGAGGACGGCUGUCCGAACGGCUGCGGCCGCCGCGGGACGUGCCUGAACGGGAAGUGCGUCUGCGAGGCGGGGUUCUCCGGACCGGACUGCGCCUCCAGGGACUGUCCGAACGGCUGCAGCUCCAGGGGGCGCUGCGUGAAGGGGGCCUGUGUCUGCCGGCGGGGCUUCACCGGGCCGGACUGCAGCCGGUGCCAGGAGGGACGGACCGGACCCGACUGCCACAGCGUCCUGCCGUCCGUCUCCCAGCUGAGUCCUGAGGACGUCUCGGAGACGUCGGUCACUCUGGUCUGGACGCCGCCUGAAGUCCAGUACGACUCGUAUCACAUCAGCUUCAGAAGCCAGAAGGACGGUGACCAGCUGAUCCCGGUCCAGGUGGAUGGCGGUCUGGUCUCCUUCACUCAGACCGGUCUGGCAGCCGGUCAGGACUACAGCGUCAGCGUAGUGGGGGAGCUGGAUGGGCGGAGAGGAGCCGAGACCUCCACCACCUUCAGAACACUCAUCUCUGGCCCCGCCCACCUCCACGUGGUCAAGACCAGCUCCACCUCCGCCGUGGUGCAGUGGGAGGAGCCGGCGGCGGCCGUCGACCGGUACCUCCUGACGGUCACGCCCGGCGACGGAGAGGGGCGGAGUCAGCAGAUCGCCGUCCCCUACGGACAGAGCUCCGCCCACAUCCGGCAGCUGGAGGCGGGGCGGGAGUACGACCUGGCGCUUGUGGCGGAACGAGGCGAGAGUCGGAGCGCAGCCGCCACCACUCAGGUGGUUCCGGGCGUCGCCACGGCGGCUCUGACCCUGCAGGUCACACAGGCGCCCGGCCCGGACCGGGACUCGAACCCUCGACCCGGGGCGCCCGGCCGCCCGGAGGAGGCGGACUCCGUCCGGGACCGGGUCCCUCUGACGCCCAGAGCGCAGACCCUCAUCAGCAGGGCCCUGGCGGCGAACGGGACCAGGCUCAGGGUCGCAGGGAGGCCAAAGGUCAGCGGGCCUAAGCCGUCACGGUCCAGCCCGGCCAGAGGCGGUCCGGAUGGACCCGAACUCCAGCUGCAGGGCCAGAGACCGGGUCCCAGGGACCAGGUCUCCACACACCACACCCAGACGGUGGACCCGACAGCGAUCUGGAAGGCCCAGAUCCAGCGAGUUCAGAUCCAGCCGGUACAGAUCCAUUGGGUUCAGAUCCAGCUGGUCCAGAUCCAGCGGGCCCUGAUUCAGCGGGUCCAGGUCCAGUGGGUCCAGAUCCAGGACCGGCGGGGGGGGGCGGGGCUGCAGGGCGGCCCGGCGGCGCCCCCUUCUGGGGAACUGGACCCGCUGCACAAACUCCUGACUGAGACCUUUCAGAGCCUCAACGUCUCCACGUUCUCCGUCCACCUGUCCGGAACGUCCAACCUGUCCCGGGACGACGGGACGGCGAGGAGGCAGCUGAUCGGCGGCUUGUCCUCCUCCUCUUCAUCACCUUCCUCACCUUCAUCAUCCUCCUCCUCUUCAUCACCCUCCUCACCUUCAUCACCCUCCUCUUCAUCACCAUCCGUCCCAGAUAACCCAGACUCUUCUGGAGGCGGUAACCAUGGCGACAGUCCGACUGACAGGAAACAGCCGUCCCUCUCAGAGAAAGUUCCGUAUUUCCGCCGGACUCUUCCUCGACGCCGCCCUCACCCGAACCUUGGUCUGUUCCAGAACAGAACCCUCCAGAACACCAGGGUUCCUCAUCGGUUCCCUCCUCGCCUGAACCCUGAAGUCCAAACCGAGUCCAGAGAUGAGUCGUCCUCAGACCCGGAGGUCGGGAAGGUGAAUCCUCCCAGGGACACCAAACAGAGGACAGCAGCGUCCACUCCGUCCAAACCGUCCACACUGUCCAGAAUCAGACAGAACGUCGCACUGACAGAUGGAGAACCAUCCCCGGUUCUCCGUCCUCCUCCAGAAGGAGGAUACUCCCGUCAGCCCUCUCUUCAUGUUGGACCUCUUCAGAACCGAACCCGUCCACUCCGGCAUCCUCUCACUGGUCCAGCAGACACAGAGACCUCGUCUCCUGUGAAACCGACAGGCUACCGUCCAUCCGGUUCAGGACCGGAGACGGAGGAGAAAGCUGGAACCGUCAGAGGAACAUUAUCUGGAGAACCGCCUUCUUCCCGUCACCCACCCAGGAGAGCUGGACUCUUCCACCGGACUCCUCAGAACCGCACCAACCUGACAUUUCCACAAAGGGGUCUGAUACGCAAACCUGUCCCGAGCACGAAGCUGAAUGUGGGCCUGAGACCCGGUCCUGGAGAUCCACCCAGCCAACUGGAGAGGGAUCCUCUCAGCGGGAACCAAGCGGGGCAGCAGAAUGUCCCCAGACAGUCUGAGCAAGACCAAACCAGGGACUCAGUGGAACGAGACUCUCCGACGGCAGCGUCCAUCGCUGAGGACAACGGUCGUGGUGCCAAUGAGCUGGAAGAGGAGAACCCAGAGGAAUCUAAGACCACCAACUUUCAAGAGUCAAGUCACAGUCAUCCAGGACUCUCAGGGUCAGUCCCACCCCCAACGGGACCAGCACCACUAAGAACCAUGAAAGGGGAACGUUCCACUCCGGCAGAUGACCGUGACUCUUCGAUCCGGUCAGGAACUAAAGAGUCCGAUCAGGAAGACGGUGAAAGGAUUGGUCCCACAAGUUCUGACCCUCUAAACGAAGGUCUAGCUCCGGAGGAAAGUCCAGGCACGCCAGCUGAAGGUCUGCCCACCACAGAAGAACCUGGUUCUAAAGCCUUCAGACCAUCUACAACAAGACCUGAUGAGUCAGAACAGGGAGCAAGUACCAGAACCAGAACCAACAUUCUGGUUCAAGGUGGGCUAACAAUGAAACCCAUCAGACCGUUUAGUCCGCCGAAGAGAGAACCAGCACCAACAACCGGCCCCGAAGCACGUUACAGUCGGACAGGCAGCCAUGGUGCUACAGUCAGACCAUCAAACACCUUCUCAGUCAUGGGAGCUAAUGAAGGAACCAUCACCGGAGACAGUGUCAGUCCCAGAAAGAACACUUCAGGACCUGCAAGUCCAGUCAGACCAAUAAGCAGGAAACCACCAACAAGAACAAGACCAGGACACCCAGGUAGAACCCAGAUAGAAAGCCAGCACAGUAGAAUCAAACCAGGAACCACUGUCUCAGACUUAGUGGAUAAUGUAGGAAGCGAGAGCAAAGGGAGUGAGAAGACUGGAACUGGACCCAAAGGUACUCCAACUGUCAACCAUCCUGAUUCAAGACCCCCAAGACCAGUCCCCCCUCUGAAAAGACAGCCAUCAACAAGAGUAAGAACAGAAGAGAACCAUGCCAGGACAGGCAGCCAGGGCACUGACCGCAGACCAGGAACCAGAGGACUCCCAGGAACUAAAGCCACAGGUCCACCAACUCUCCAAGAACCCCAUUCCAGACCCGUAAGACCAGUUAUCCCCCCAAAGAGGUUCCCACCAACAAGAACCAGACCAGAAGAGCAGCACACACCGAUAGAUCCAGGCAGACCAGGAGGUCGAGCCUUAGAACCCUCAAGACCAGUACCACUCUCAAAGAGAGUAGGAACAGGAGGCUCUGGCAGUCAGUCAGUCAGACCAGGAACUGGAAUCUCAGAAACAGGAAGUGGAGUAGGGACAGGAGGAUCUGACAGUCAGACUGUCAGACCAGGAACUAGUGAGUCAGCAGUGGGGGACAGUGAAGGUCCUGUAUCUGCAGGUUCUGUCUGGACUGGACAGACCAAUGGCUCCGUCAUUAGAGAUCGACCAACCCUCAAACUGACCGAUUCCAGAGCCUCCAGACCAGGACCAGUCACCAGUCCCAAGAAAACCAAGACCGGGCUGCUUCACACCCCCAUGAGACACCGAGUCAACCAGGACAGGGACCGGCCCGGUUCAGGCCACAGCACUGAAAGGCUGCUGGGCAGUGGAACAGCAGCAGGUCCAGAACCCAUCAGGGAGCCUCCAGAACCCGUGAGAGAGCCUCCAGAACCCAUGAGGGAGGAUCCAGAACCCGUCAGGGAGCCUCUGGACUUCGUUGGCGUGACGAACCAGACGUCUGAUGGAUUUACGCUGGUCUGGGACUCCCCUGAAGGGAAGUACCAAAACUUUGUCGUUACUGGAAAAGUAUCUGGGACAGACGAAGAAGGAGAAGACUCGAGGGACGGCGCUGAAACAGGAAGUGAGAAGACUCAACCAUCCAAACACAAUAACAGAGUCCCAGAGGGUUCUAUCACCGAAGAGUCCACCGUCCAGACCGGUUCCUUCCAAACGGUGGCGCCCGGCUCAGCUCGCUCCCUCCAGGUCCAGGAUCUCCUCCCAAAGACAGAAUACACCCUGACUUUGCUGGGGACGGGUCCCGGUCUUCUGUCCAGACUGCACAAGCUGGUCAUCAGCACAGGCCCCGAGCCGCCGACCAACAUCGUCUUCAGCAAAGUGACGGAGGACUCCGUGACGGUUUCCUGGACCAAACCCAGGAGCCCCGUCAGCGGAUUCAAGGUCACCUACAGCCACCCGGAGAACGGUGAGCCGGUCUCGGUCUCGGUGGACUCGGAGGACUCCUCUGUGGGACUGUCCCGGCUGUCCCCCGGGUCUUCUUACGAGGUGAACGUUGUCUCCACCCUGGGCCUGGACGAGAGCGACCCCCUCCACGGCCUGCUGGAGACACGUCCUGACCCACCCUCAGACCUGCGAGUGGUCAACGUGUCUUCGUCCUCGGCUCUGCUGCUGUGGCGUCCGGUGCUGGCGGCGGUGGAUCAGUACGCCAUCGUCUACGGAGCGGGAACCGGUUCCGAGCUCCGGAUCUCGGUGACGGGGAACGCGGCCCAGCAGUGGCUCAGCGGUCUGGACGGGUCCACUACCUACACUGUCACCGUCAGCAGCCGGCGGGGGGACCAGGACAGCCGGCCGGCGUCCGCCAGCUUCACCACCGCCGGCAGCGGACCAGGUGAAGGUGGCGCUGGAUCUCAGGACCUCCGAGCCUCUGACGUGACGCCCCGCACCGCCACGUUGUCAUGGAAAACCCCGUCACAGCCUGUGGACCGCUACAGACUGACCUACCAGACCGCGGGCCAGGACGAGAAGGUCGUCUUUGUGGACGCCUCGGUGACGCAGUUCAACCUGAGCAGACUUCGUCCAGGAUCGUCCUACUCAGCAGUGCUGCAGGCGGAGCGAGGGGGAGGAGCCACGUCUGAGAGCUCCACCCACUUCACCACCGGGCCCCUCCGGUUCUCCUUCCCCUCUGACUGCUCCCAGGAGCUCCUGAACGGCCUCGUCUCCUCAGGAGAGGUGGAGAUCUUCCCCGGAGGAGAACAGGAGCCUCCGGUGACGGUCUACUGCGACAUGGAGACGGACGGCGGCGGCUGGACGGUCUUCCAGCGGAGGAAGGACGGCUCCGAGGAUUUCUUCAGAGGAUGGAAAGAUUACGUCCGAGGGUUCGGAGAUGUGAACGGAGAAUUCUGGCUCGGUCUGGACAGUCUGACCAACCUGACCUCCAUGACCCCCAUGACCCUGCGGGUGGACCUGCGGGACGCGGACGACUCGGCCUUCGCUCAGUACUCCACCUUCGCGGUGGGGGGGCGGAACUACAGGCUGACGGUGGGCGGGUACGGCGGCACGGCCGGCGACUCCUUCAGCUACCACAACGGCCGGAUCUUCUCCACCAGGGACCGGGACCCGGCGCCCUUCAUCACCCGCUGCGCCAUGUCCUACCGGGGCGGCUGGUGGUACAAGAACUGCCACCAGGCCAACCUCAACGGGCUGUACGGCGUCGGCGUGCGGCACCAGGGCGUGGUCUGGACCUCCUGGAGGGGAAACGAGUUUUCCAUUCCGUUCACCGAGAUGAAGAUGAGGCCGACGGCCUUCAGGCCCCCGUCCAGAGGAUGAACUGCUGACACACACACACACACACACACACACACACACACACACACACACACACACACACACACACACAGAGAACCUUCCAGAACCCUCUUCCUGAGCAGCCAUGUCUCUGAAGGUUGUUUCUGCUUCAGAUUUUUUUUAAUCUCAAAUCAAAACUCCCUGAGAGACCAGGAGACCCGCAGAGACCACCAGGUCCACAAGAAAACCUGGAUCCACAACUGGCUGAUCCAGGUCUAAAUCUGGCCAGAUCCAGGUAUAAUCCAGGUCAGAUCCAGAUCUAAACCCAAGUCUGAUCCAGGCCUAAACCCAGGUCUGAUCCAGAUCUGAUCCCGGUCAAAGUUUAGGUCUGAUCCAGGUCUUAACCAGGCCAGGUCUAAAUCAGGGUCUACAUCCAGGUCUAAUCCAGUCCUUAUCCAGUUCUGAUCUAGGUCUAAAUCCAUGUCUGAUCGAAAUGUGAUCCAGGUCUAAUCCAGAUCUUGGUCUAAAUCCAAGUCUAAUUCCAUGUUUGAUCCCACAUUUAAAUCCUGGUCUGAUCCAGGUCUAAAUCCAGGUCAAAAUCCAGGUUUAAAGCCAGUCCAAACUGUGAGAAGAUCUAGAAAUCGAACUUAAGUUCCUGUACGAGACCCGAGGAACCGAAACCAGAUUAAACCUGGUUUAGUUUAAAAUUAAUCUGAGAUUACAGAUUAAUCUGAGAAAUGACAUUUACUUAAAUCAAAAACCAGUCUGGAACCAGACUGAAGGAACCUCGACACGGUUUAAUCCCGCCCACAAUCCGCACCAAGGGAACUGAACCCCGGCUGAAACCGGUUCAGAAUGCAGUCAGAACCCAGUGUAAACCCACUGCUGGAAUACAGAACCAGGGUGAAUCCAGACCAGGAACCGGGGCGAAUCCAGACCAGGAACCAGGGCGAAUCCAGACCAGGAACCAGGGCGAAUCCAGACCAGGAACCAGGGCGAAUCCAGACCAGGAACCGGGGUAAAUCCAGACCAGGAACCACGCGAAUCCAGACCAGGAACCGGGGUGAAUCCAGACCAGGAACCAUCUUAAAUCCAGUUCAGGAUCAAGGUCUCCUCAGGGAAUAAAAAAAUAAAGGAAGACAUUCUGAACAGUAACCAGACAGAACCCGGUUUAAACCGGUCUAAACCGGUCUAAAGCGGUCGAUCUGAGAGCAGCGAGACACCAUCAGUGGCAACACUUUGAUGAAGGUGGAGGAGAUGAACCCAGAGCUCCGUCAGCUGGCCACAGAUGAAGCAGUGAAUUUAUGUGGAUCAUUAAAGGUUUCAUUAAACUGCUCUUUGUAUC
Messenger RNA from Salarias fasciatus (jewelled blenny), 8121 nucleotides. RefSeq names its product tenascin XBb (gene tnxbb). The record is from RefSeq and is a predicted model, not a curated record. Gene Ontology annotation, molecular function: protein binding. Gene Ontology annotation, biological process: neuron projection development; regulation of cell adhesion. NCBI's taxonomy places the organism in Eukaryota, Metazoa, Chordata, Actinopteri, Blenniiformes, Blenniidae.